AAGAAAAAGCAACUUGUUCCUUUUUAUAAGUGAACAUGGGUGGUACAGUACUGAGAAAAAUAAAAUUUUAAAAUAUGUUUGUCAUCGAUCUGGAUAUUAUAAACGAAAAGGAAAGGGAAUAAGGCAUAUAAAAACACAAGGGACAAAAAAAAUAGAUGGGUUUUGUCCUGCUGGAAUAAAACUCACCGUAUGUCAUGUAUCAGGAACUUGCUUUGUAGAAUACACCAGCACGCAUGCAGGACACACAUCAGAUAAUCUAGGGCACUUGACUUUAACAACAAAGGAAAGAGAGAAUUUUGCUCUGAAAAUAGCAUCAAAAAUUCCAUUCCAGGUAAUUUUGGAUGAAGUUAGAGAUUCUAUUUGCAAUUCAGAACUGGAUCGAACUCAUCUUUUAACGAAAAAGGAUUUGCAUAAUAUACAGCAAACUUUUAAUUUGAACAAUGAAGCUAUAAGACAUACAAAUGAUGCCGUCAGCAUAGAAUCGUGGGUCAAAGAGGUCGAGAGUAGUGGAUGUGUGUUGUUUUAUAAACCUCAGGAUAUUUCCUUAUUGGAACAUCAAAAUUUGAAAAAAGAAGAUUUCAUUUUGAUUAUUAUGAAUAUGGGCCAACUAGAAAUACUUGAAAAGUUUGCUGAUGAUUGCAUAUGCUUAGAUGGCACUCAUGGCCUCAAUCCUUAUGACUUUCAGCUGCACACACUCCUAGUUCUGGAUGAUUUACGAGAAGGGUUCCCUUGCGCAUUUUUGUUUAGCAAUCGAUCAGAUGUGGAGAUUUUGGUUUUAUUUUUUUCAUGUAUUAAAGAGAAAAUGAAGAGACAAAUAAAACCACGAGUCUUUAUGUCAGACAUGGAAAAAACAUUCUAUAAUGCAUGGAUACGUGUUAUGAAACCUGCAGAUUUUAGAAUUUACUGCACAUGGCAUGUAGACCGCUCUUGGCGUAAGAAUCUAAACAAAAUUCAUUCCAAAGAAAAACAGGUUAUGGUCUACAAACAACUUAGGACAAUUCUGCAAGAACUAGACCAAAAUGCGUUCACCCAAAUGAUAGACAAUUUUUUAAGAGCGUUAGUAAAUGAUGCAGACACAUGCGAAUUUGGUCAGUACUUCAAAAGGUAUUAUACCGAAAAUGUCGAAGCUUGGGCAUAUUGCCAUCGCUUGCAUAGCGGACUAAACACAAAUAUGCAUAUCGAGCGGAUGCACGAGACUAUUAAAUAUAUUUAUUUAAAUGGAAAGGUAGUCAAGAGGCUUGAUAAAGCUAUAAAUGCCCUGAUGAAGUUCGUGCGAGACAAAUUAUUUGAAAGACUGAUUACUUUAAAUAAAGGCAAAAUUUCCAGUAAACUUAAGGAUUUACGAGCUAGGCACAAAACGAGUGAAGGCAUGGAUCUAAAGCUGGUAAUGGUGACAGAGGAGGGGUGGGAGGUACCUUCAGCUUUAUGUCAAGAUUUGUAUAAAGUGGAAGCGAGAAAAAUUAACUGUACUUGCAAAUUGGUGUGUCAACAAUGCCAUGCAUGCAUUCACCAAUAUUCCUGCUCGUGCAUAGAUUCCUCUGUUAAGUGGAAUAUGUGCAAACAUGUACACCUAGUCUGCAGAUUCCUUAAUGACAGAAAAGAGCUCGAAGUCGGAAAUAUUACACAAGGGCCAGUUCCAAAUGCCAGUAUUCUUCAAAUUGAUGACGGUAUUUCCAGUAAAGUAGAGGAAGAGCAGAAAAUACUUGCCGCUAUUUCGCAAAAUACAUCAAUUUCAGAAGAAAAUCUCUAUGACGAAAAAGAGAAAUUAAAAAUGGAGGUAAUGGAACUAAUCCAUGAUAUCGACAAAAUUUCAACAAGAGAGGAAAUAUCUGCUCUGAAGAAACUAGUGGGCCCAAUCAAGCCAACAUUACAUGCAAUACGGUUGCAACAAAGUCGUGAUCUUCAACAUUCAAUGGGAGCAAGCUCCAAAGUACACCACAACAAAAACAUUAAACAGCAGAGACGGCUUUUUAAAACGAAGAAAAAGACCAAGAAGGAAACUGUGGGUUUAUCAAAUCCAGCUAGAAAGUGAUUAUGAAGAAUUGUAUCCAGAUUCCUCUAUGAAAAUGUAUUCCGAACUGCCUCAGUUUAGUGAAAAGGUUCUCUCAUACGCCAGAAAACAGAAGGAUAAAGACAUUCAGCAGCGUAUAAAAGAAAUAGACGAAGAAGAAAGUGCCGAUGUGAAAAAUUUGAAGUGUCUCUUCCUUUUACCCUUUUUGUUGGGAAUGCGGACAAUUAAACGAAAGAAGGGGCAAAAAUGUUGGAGACCUUCAAAAAUAGAAGUCUCUGAAGGUUUUGUUAUCCAUUUAAAGAGCAUCAGUGAAUUAAAAACAAUUGUUGAGGCCAAGGUUAACAAGCUUGAUAAAUUUGGCUUGACGCUUCAGCCUACUCCGGUUCUUAUUGGUGAGGAAAUCUCCACAAUAAGGGAUUCCUAUGUGUACGUUUCCGGUCACCUCUAUCAGGUCUCAACUCCAAUAAAGGCUAUUGACAUAUGCUUUAAGGUAAUUCACGCUGUUCACGCUCUAUACCCGUAUGAAUCAGAAACAGUAUGGUUGCUACUGCAGAAAUGUUUAUAUGGUAUUAUAUCUGAAUGGGACAAAAAUUUCAUAAGUGUCAAUUUGCUUAUGCAAGAUUUGGGAUAUAAUAAAUGGAUAUAUAAUCACAUUUAUGUUAUAUUUGAUAGAUUUGUGUAUUUAUUAAUAUUUUUUUAA
This is a messenger RNA of Photinus pyralis (common eastern firefly), 2711 nucleotides long. RefSeq lists its product as uncharacterized. The transcript is spliced from 7 exons. The record is from RefSeq and is a predicted model, not a curated record. The coding region runs from base 1872 to 2711 and encodes 279 amino acids. Lineage: Eukaryota; Metazoa; Arthropoda; Insecta; Coleoptera; Lampyridae.